UGCAAAGCGCUCAAAAAACCUUGAUGAAUACAAAUCAGAAAGUCUGCGAGUGCGAAAUUAAAGAAAAAAUGCCAAAUAUAAAGGUGUUCGGUGGUAGUUCUCACACGGAUCUGACGCAAAAGAUCUGUGACAGACUUGGUUUCGAGCCGGGUAAAGUUAUAACAAAGAAAUUCAGCAAUGGUGAAUGCAGUGUUGAAAUCGGUGAGUCAGUGCGAGGCGAAGAUGUUUACAUUGUGCAGACAGGCAGCAAUGAAGUGAACGACAUGCUCAUGGAGUUGCUUAUCAUGAUCAAUGCCUGCAAGAUUGCCUCAGCAAUACGGGUCACUGCUGUCAUUCCCUGCUUUCCUUACGCCCGACAGGACAAAAAGGACAAGAGUCGAGCCCCAAUCUCAGCCAAGCUGGUGGCCAACAUGCUGUCAACUGCUGGAGCUGACCACAUCAUUACAAUGGAUCUCCAUGCUUCCCAGAUUCAGGGCUUCUUUGACAUUCCCGUGGAUAACCUGUACGCAGAGCCAGCUGUCCUGAAGUGGGUCAAGGAUAACAUUCCAGAGUGGAGAAACUGCUGCAUUGUCUCCCCAGAUGCUGGUGGAGCUAAGAGAGUGACCUCCAUCGCAGACAGACUGAAUGUGGACUUUGCUCUGAUCCAUAAGGAGAGGAAGAAGGCCAACGAGGUCUCAUCCAUGGUUCUUGUUGGAGACGUGAAGGACAAAAUUGCCAUCUUGGUCGACGACAUGGCUGAUACCUGUGGAACAUCCUGCCAUGCUGCUGAAAAACUACUCGAGGCUGGAGCAGUGAAGGUGUUUGCUAUCUGCACUCACGGUAUCCUCUCCGGCCCCGCAAUCUCGAGAAUCAACAACUCAAUGUUUGAGACCUUUGUCGUCACCAACACCAUCCCCCAGGAGGAACGUAUGAAGUCAGCUUCAAAAAUAUGUUGUCUAGAUAUUUCCAUGAUCCUUGCCGAGGCUAUCAGGCGCACUCACAACGGGGAAUCUGUCUCGUACUUGUUCAGCAAUGUGCCCUUGUAGUGCCUGUACAGUACUUGGAAUGCACCGCAGAAUAACUCAAAGGAAGGCAGCAGCAGGGAUAAACAACAGACUGUGAUGGAUUACAAUAGCUAUCUUCUAACAUGUGAAUCUAUUAGUUCUUCAAAAUAUUUGUAUAUUUCUUGGAAUCAUGUCUACACUCAAGAGUAAUUAGUUUUUGUAUUCAGUGUAAUAUCACGAUAUAUAUCACUGAGUGAGCACAACCAGCUAUAUUUCAUUAGUGGAGAGUUUACGUGGUGACAUUAAUUGUGAUCUUACACUGAAACAAACAUUUUUUCCUCCUGUUAUUUGCCUUAAUGGGAUAUAAAAUGACAUUUAAUUGGAAGUUUUUCAUAAAGGCACACCAAUUAUAUGCGAACAGACAUCAUUUCAAUAAUGAUGUAUGAUUUGUUUUCUACUCCAGUGCGUGCUAAUGGUUGAUUUGAGUGCAAGAAAGAGCAAAAUUUUCAAAACAACCUGAAACAUAUUUCUAUAAACACCCAGAACACAUAAUAUAAUAAAUUGAUGUUCUGACAGUGUUUACUCACCGUAUGUGUCAUACUUUAUUUGUAGAGUUAUGCCCUUUGUUUGUUUGGCUGAAGUUGUUUUGCUUUGGUUUUGUGACAUCCCUUUUGUUGUGAAUUUAUAUAACUGGUCACUGAAUAUAAAGGUACUGUUUAUCAAUCUACUUUCCACAUAGAAAAACUGACUGCCACUGUCAGUGAUUGAUUGUAUUCUUUUACAUUUCAACAUGGAACUUUCUACCUACUGGCGGGCUCAAACAUCCACAAAGGAUCCAUAAAUGUACAGUUAGCAUUGGUUCAACAUCAACCAGCUAAAUAAAUUGUAACUCCACUUCGUUGCAAAAAGGCAUCAUGAUUGUGCUUUAUUAGCUGCUAGAGAUUUUGUACAGUUUUAUGAUCUGAAAGUUGGAAUACCACCGAUCUGAAAAUCGAUGAUACCCCAGUACAAUUUUUUUAAUUAACAUUCAUGUAAGUCUUUGUAUACAAUAAAACUCUCUAAAGUGCAUGUAUUACCAUUUUUAUUUUCAUAUGUUAUAGGGGAUAGUGGUAAACUGUUAACUUAUUUUUGUUUAAAUUAUGUUCAUUUCAAUCAACACAAAUCUGUACACGUUUAGUUAUUUAAAUACAUACAUUUACCAGUGCUAUGUACACUAUAGUUAUAUAUACAUUUCUUUCUAAAUAUAAUAUAUCCUGUUAGUAUAAGACCCAAUGCAUGUAUGCUAAGUUGUUAUUAUUUUGCAUGUAUUACUAAGAGUAAAAUGCUUCAAAGUGCUAUUAUAGAAUUGAAGUGCAAUGUCAUUAUUUACCGGAUUUGUUUAACGCAAAAAGCAUUGUUUAAUAUACGAUUACGCUUCACCGUCAUAAAAUAUUUACAUUAUUAUACACAAAAUAAGGUAAACUUCUCAAUCAUAGAAUACUCUAAACAAUUAGAUUUUUAGUUCCUUUCUGAAAUUAAUUUCACUUUGAUUUGUUUAAGAUUUUUAGUUCCUUUCUGAAAUUAAUUUCACUUUGAUUUGUUUAAUGUCUAGAGUGAACAUAGUAAUGAUACAUCUUCAUAACAAUUAUUCGUACCGAUUCGAGCAGAUGAAUGAUUUCAUAUUGUAAUUGGGGCAUUGUAAAGUGUACUUAGCAAUUACAAUGUCUAUCUGCCCUGAGUAAAUAUUGACCAAUUUAAGUUUUGAUUAAAUUGAACCAAACCAACAAAUUACCAGUUUAAUACAAUUGGCUGCUGUGAUUAAAUAUCAUCUACAUGUGUCUCCUUGUCUCAUCAUUUGUCUUGUAUAUUAAUAGUUCUACUCAAUUUGUCUUGUAUAUUAAAUAAUAGUUCUACUCAUUUAUCAAUUCAUUUUACCAAUUUAUGUUUCCUUUUAAAACAGUUUAUAUAGGGCAGAUUUCACAAAAAAGGCAAUUAUUUGGCCCAUUUGCUUUCAUUUAUUGUUAUUGCAUGUCAACGUCAUAUAUACAGCAAUUGCCUUUCCCAACCCAAUAAGAACACCUAAUAGAAGUGAUUUGUAUUAAAAUAAUGAAAAUAUUGUGUUAAAUAAGGUAAAAAAAUGUAAAAAUAUGCCGAUAUUUAGGACAAAAAAGACAGAAAAUCUUCCUGGUACCAAUAUACCACUUUUUUGAGGAUGCUUUUCAAUAACAUCUGGUAAGUAUUUUAUUCUUGUCUGUUGAAUAAUGUUUGCAAGAAAUGUUAAUUAAAACAAUAAUAUAUCUAAAAUGAUUGCAUUUCGUUCGUAAUAUACUUAAAUUUUCGGUAAUUGCGCAUGGUGAUAACGUUACGGUAAUCUGUCCUCGAAUUGUUGUGUAACAUUAGCAGACAUGAUCCACUGCUAACUGUUUUUAGCCUAAACACACCUUUAUUAAAUCACUGAAAACAAAGACUACGUGUCGGAUAAACACAGUAUUGCAUGUAACAAGAAAUUGGUCAUUCCCGAUCAUAAAGUUUUUUAGGUCUAAAAAUGUGUUAAUGUUACUCAAAAUCGAUUCUGUCCCAUUUUAGCAUGACGAUAGCACCUUUUCUAUUCGUGAAUAAUUUACACCGACUGAGGGUUAACAUCCGGGUAGCGAUUACUUUUAUAUUGGACUGGUUCACAGUUGACAUUGAAAUGAUAAAAAUAGUGGUGAAUACCGUUGAUAAAAACUUAAUCCAAGUUUGGCUCAUUCUGUCCUUCGAUGUAACGUUAACAUUAUGUCACGCUAGCAUUAACACGAGCGCUUAAUAAAGCAAGAAAAUCGUUGAAAUUUGAUGACUUUCCCAGAGUCAAUUAUUCGAACAUAACAAUGUCGUCUGUAAACUAUCGUUUGUAAGUAUUCAUUAAUUAGGUACGUAGUUUAUAUUGAAUUCAUACCGCUUUUGUGUUUGAUAUCGUUAUUUAUUGGACAGAAUUAAGAAUUUUUGUGAUUAUCAAUUGACCGUGUUUAUCAAUCAUUUAUAUAGUUUGUUUUAUACUGUAUCAAGCUCAAACAGUCUGUGGUAGGUCUGUAUUUUAAUUUGUUGUGAAACAUUCUGUCCAACUGCUAAUGUGACAUACUGCUAAUGUUACUCAUUCUGUUUUGUGGUAACACUAGCACAUACUGCAAUUAGCAAUUUAUAAUAUAUAUGUUUAAUAUCAAAGGUAAUGAUAAUUGCACCAUACUAGAGACAUUUAUAUUACCACAACAAAACAUUUAUGUUUAUAGCUUAUCUGAUCUGAUAUAAAAAGAAAACCUAUGUUUGCAGAAAGCAUUUUCUGUCUUGUUGUCCAAUUAGGGUUUGUUUCAAUAAAUUUAUUUGAG
Messenger RNA from Mya arenaria, 4324 nucleotides. RefSeq names its product ribose-phosphate pyrophosphokinase 1-like. The record is from RefSeq and is a predicted model, not a curated record. Gene Ontology annotation, molecular function: magnesium ion binding; ribose phosphate diphosphokinase activity. The transcript is spliced from 7 exons. Gene Ontology annotation, cellular component: ribose phosphate diphosphokinase complex; cytoplasm. Gene Ontology annotation, biological process: 5-phosphoribose 1-diphosphate biosynthetic process; purine nucleotide biosynthetic process; ribonucleoside monophosphate biosynthetic process. NCBI's taxonomy places the organism in Eukaryota, Metazoa, Mollusca, Bivalvia, Myida, Myidae. The coding region runs from base 24 to 1025 and encodes 333 amino acids.